This is a messenger RNA of Saccostrea cuccullata (small rock oyster), 997 nucleotides long. Its product is annotated as glutathione S-transferase omega-1-like. Gene Ontology annotation, molecular function: glutathione dehydrogenase (ascorbate) activity; glutathione transferase activity. The coding region runs from base 119 to 844 and encodes 241 amino acids. The transcript is spliced from 6 exons. Gene Ontology annotation, cellular component: cytoplasm. Gene Ontology annotation, biological process: glutathione metabolic process. NCBI's taxonomy places the organism in Eukaryota, Metazoa, Mollusca, Bivalvia, Ostreida, Ostreidae. The record is from RefSeq and is a predicted model, not a curated record.
UUCGAUAAACACAAGCUAGCUGGACGUGGGUCUUUACCUAUCUGAUAAGACAGGUGAUAAGGGUAGGCUAUAGACUAAAAAAGUGACAAGACCACUUGACUAUCGUAAGAAUUGAACAAUGCCGACUGAAAAGGCUUUCGCUGCAGGUUCUGAAGUUCCCAGUCUGGAAACAGGGAAGCUCCGUAUAUACAGCAUGAGAUUUUGUCCUUAUGCAGAACGAACACUCUUGGUGUUAGCUCACAAAAAUAUCCCACAUGAGGUCGUCAACAUAAAUCUGAAGAGCAAACCAGAAUGGUUCCUCCAGAAGAAUCCUAUCGGCAAAGUGCCCGUCCUGGAACAAGAUGAUAAGAUCGUGUACGAGUCCCUCAUCUGUUGUGACUACCUGGACCAGGUGUAUCCCCAAAACAAACUGACACCUGAGGAUCCUUACCGCCAGGCUCAGGAUAAAAUGCUCGUUGAACAUUUCAGCCAGUUGACGACGGACUUCUAUAAAACUUUACAAGCACCUGCAGAAGAGAAACCAGCGGGACUGAAAAAACUUCUUGAGCACUUGUCAAGAUUCGAAACUGAAAUAGGGAAGAGGGGGGAUUUCUUUGGAGGUGAGAAAGUGAUGAUGAUAGACCUUAUGAUUUGGCCCUGGUUUGAACGAUUCUUUAUCUUGGAAAAAGUGCUUUCGCAAAUGAUUGUGACUGAAGAAUCUAUGCCAAAAUUAAGUGCAUGGACACAGCGGAUGUUGGGAUGCCCAGCGGUACAGCAGUGCCGCCAUCCCGAGGAAAGACAUUUGGCGUUUUUCCAAAGUUACAAAACUGGGGUUCCAAACUAUGACGUAGGUUUGGAAGAAUGACAUCUUUGCUGUUGACAGUAAAAAAAUUUGAUCGAUUGGAUGAAAUGAAUAGAAAUACUCUUAUACCCUAUUUAACAGUAUUCAUAUCAUACUCCUCCAAGCCACGAUGUUACACUCGUAGUUACCAUAUACUUAAAUCUUGUGAAAAUACAA